Sitodiplosis mosellana (orange wheat blossom midge) is the source of this 1759-nucleotide messenger RNA. RefSeq names its product lathosterol oxidase-like. The transcript has 6 exons. The record is from RefSeq and is a predicted model, not a curated record. The coding region runs from base 223 to 1422 and encodes 399 amino acids. Gene Ontology annotation, biological process: sterol biosynthetic process. Gene Ontology annotation, molecular function: C-4 methylsterol oxidase activity; iron ion binding. NCBI's taxonomy places the organism in Eukaryota, Metazoa, Arthropoda, Insecta, Diptera, Cecidomyiidae.
UAAAUCGACGAGAUAUUAACCAUUGGAAAUCAAUCUCACAUUCAAUUCGUAACGAAUUCAUUUCGAGCAAGCAGUCAGUGAAGAAUUUGAUUCUUUGACAGUGUGGAAUUUCAUUAUUCUUUUCAUUAACAAUGACCUGCGCUGUACCUUGAUACAAAGCGAUUAUUUUUUGUUCUAGAUAAAUAUUAUUUCUGUGCAAUUUUGCAAAAUAGCAUUUGAAAAAUGACGUUUAGCAAUGGAAAAACAGUGGAACAAAAAGACCUUACGAUUGGAGAAAAAGUAAAAAAUGGUUAUAAUCCAAUGAUGGAAGGGGUUCGUUGGUCCGAACGCUCAUUUUUUGCAUCGAGGAUAGAACAAAUAUGGAAAUAUAUUCCAAAUUGGUUGGGCCAAAUAUUUGUCACCAUUGCCAUAUUUUUAUUCGCCUCCGGCAUACAAGGUGACUGGAUCACUAUUAUAGUACACUAUUUCAAACAUAUUGAACAGUCUAACUCACAAAAUGAGAAAUUGAUCACAGCACAUGCUUGGCCCGACGAUAAGAAUGGAUCCUUACUAUUUUUCAUCAUCGUUUCGGCAAUUUCGUCAUAUGGUCUUUAUUUUGUCAUUGGCGGAUUUUUACAUUGGUAUUUUUAUGUUCGACAACGCGACAAAAGCCACGAAUGGAAAUGUCAACCGGAAAUAUUCAUGUCACCUGAACUCGAACGACAUGAAAUGCUGUUUGGCUCAUUGUCGUUAGGUGUUGUGAGUUUUUUAACGGGAUGCAUCUCUUGGUAUGCAGCAAAUGAUGGCAAAUACUUGAAAAUAUACUAUCGAGCUGAUGAAUAUGGAUGGUUGUGGUUUUUCCUACAAAUUCCAAUCGUAUUUAUGUAUCAAGAUUACCUAACGUACUGGAUCCACAGAUUUUAUCAUUAUCCAUUUUUGUACAAACAUUUCCACAAAUUGCACCACAAAUAUAAGCAACCGACAGCAUUUUCAGUGUCCGCAAUUCAUCCAGUUGAAAUAGUGAAUGUGCAAAUGGCUUUGGCGUCUCCAAUGGUCUUAGUGCCUGUUCAUUGGAUUUUAUUUUAUGGAAUUCUUAUAUAUACCUACUACCAUGGCAUCAUUGACCAUUCUGGCAUUGCCUUCAAAGCACAAUGGUGGCAACCUUGGCAGCCGGACGCCAUCUUCCACGAUAACCAUCAUCAAUAUUUCCAUGUGAACUAUGGAUUCAAUAUUUGGAUUUGGGACAAGCUGCACGGUACAUACCGUCGCAAAAAUCGUGUUUACCGUGAGGAUAUUUUCUAUGGCAAAGGAAAAGCGUUCGACGAAGUGUCAUCAGAAAUAUUGGCAAACGAUUUGGCCGAGCGAAAAUCCGAGAAUCCACUUGCAUACCGGGGCAACUACAAUGAAAACGAUCUUACUGAAGAUGAUCUUAAGACGAAAUAGCUGUACAUAGAUCUAGAGCUAUAAUUUACUAUAAUUUUUUUUAUCACUGCUUUUUUAUCACAGAAAUCUUGUGAAAAUGCGAAAAUAUGUUUGGUUUUUGGUUUAAAAAAAAUUGCAAAUUUAUUCAACGGUUUUCAAAAAAAAGUUCAUUGUUCUUAUGUUUUUAAAUUCUAAAUGAUUUGUUUGGUUUGCUUUUUUUGGAUCAACAGUGAGCAAUGUGGUUCAGAAAGUCAAGAAGAGUAUGUAGAAUAAUGGCUAAAAUUAACUUAUAAAUAAGAGUUUGUACGAGAAUAUAAUAAUAAUAAUAAAAAAAAGAAAUGCAAAUUCAAACAAAAAA